Molecule: messenger RNA, 1813 nt
Organism: Caenorhabditis sp. 36 PRJEB53466
Lineage: Eukaryota; Metazoa; Nematoda; Chromadorea; Rhabditida; Rhabditidae
Source: the annotation of a GenBank genome assembly
AUGAGUAGUGUAACGGACAAAUUGAAGGAGGGCGGCAGACAGAUCACUGCUGGCGGGUCCGCAGGUAAUUCUUCUGUUCUUUUCGCUUGGGAGCAUGUGGUCAAAAUGUGAACCUGGAAUUGAUAUCAUUGGGAAUAGCGGAGAGGAAAUGUCCGUAAUUUAGUUUGGUUUGGUUACAGACAUGGCGUAGGCACACUGAGUACAUAAUUUGAACGCACUUUUACCGAACCGCGUGUCAGACUAAUCCUUAUCGAAUAAAAACAUAAUGAAAAGAAACAAUCUGAUUUUCUGGCGUCAGAUUUUUUCCUAUAAUCGGAUUCUUCUCCGGGUUCAAUCUCCUUACCGUAUUUUUCAGGUCUUGUGGAAGUAUGUCUGAUGUACCCGUUGGACGUGGUGAAGACCCGACUUCAACUUGGACAACAAGACAAGGGAAUGGUGGAUUGCUUUGUCAAAACGUACAAACAUGAGGGAAUCGGUGGAUUUUACAAGGCAGCUAGAAAUUCAAGAAAUUUCCAGAAUUCUUGUUUUUGUAGGGAAUUCUGCCGCCAAUUUUGGCUGAAACUCCCAAGCGUGCGACCAAGUUCUUCACAUUUGAGCAGUACAAGGGAUUGUUCACGCAUACGGAUGUUCCGAUGCCGGUGGUAAGAUUUUUCUGGACUUUUGAUCUCUUCUUUUGAAAAUCUUUGCGUUUUCUCUCCCGCAACGUUUUUAUCAGUCUUCUUAUCAAUUGUUUGAGACGAUAGUAUCAAUGAACACUCGGAAAAACCCGAGUUACGUCACCGCAAACACGGAACUGGGCAUACUGUACCGUUUAUUUGCGCAAUUUCAGACCAUGUCGCUCGCCGGACUCUUCUCCGGACUCACCGAAGCCGUCGUCAUUUGCCCGUUCGAAGUGGUCAAAGUGAGACUGCAGGCGGACAGAAACUCGAGCGUCAAAGAGGUAAACUUUGGUUUCCGAGCGCUCGCUCGUUCGCAUGUUGUCUAGAGAAAAGGCUGAGCGAAACGGAAAUGUUAAUCUUCGGUGUUCCAGCAAAGAUCGACGGCUGCGGUGGCACGCGAGAUUUAUAGAAGCGAGGGAUUCGGCACGAGCGGCCUCUAUCGCGGAUUGGGGGCCACCCUGGGAAGACACGGCGCGUGGAAUAUGGUGUAUUUCGGACUCUAUCACAACUGCAAAGAAGUGAUCCCUGAUGCAAAAGUGUGUGCAUAUUUGUCGCGUUUUUGUUUUGUUCUCACAAAAUGCUAAUCUGUUUUGCAGCAAAAUCCGACGUCUAACUUGAUUGGAAGAAUCGGAUUGGGAUUCACGGCCGGUUCGCUCGCGUCUAUCUUUAACAUUCCGUUCGAUGUGGCUAAGAGUCGGAUCCAGGGACCACAGCCGGAUCCAUUAAACAGAAAGUACAGUGGAACGAUGCAGACGAUUGCGUUAGUGUACAAGGAGGAAGGGUGAGUCUCGGGGCCCUGGUUCUGAUCAAUCGAGCAGACUAUAAUUUUGCACGGUUAUGAUUCUGACUCCGUGACGAAAUCUCUGGUUUUGAAAUGUCCGACAGUUUGGAAAUCUUGCGGUUUUGAGACCUCCGCGAGCCAAUGAAAGCUUUAGCCCUAUUUCAACGUUUUUUUCCAGAAAUAUGUUACGAACAGUUAAAAAAAAACACAUUUUUUUUCCAAAAUCGUGAUCUUCUCACUCAAACUUGACAUUUUCAGAUUCGGUGCCCUUUACAAAGGACUUCUGCCAAAAGUGAUGCGUCUGGGACCAGGAGGAGCUGUCAUGCUCAUUGUCUACGAUGAAGUUUACGCCUGGCUCAAAAAGAACACCUAG